Trypanosoma brucei brucei TREU927 is the source of this 630-nucleotide messenger RNA. RefSeq lists its product as hypothetical. The transcript has a single exon. The record is from RefSeq and is a predicted model, not a curated record. Lineage: Eukaryota; Euglenozoa; Kinetoplastea; Trypanosomatida; Trypanosomatidae. Bases 1 to 630 code for a protein of 209 amino acids.
AUGAGCAAAGACGGGAAUUGCGGCGGCUGUUCAGCCCCAUGGGGGAAAAUGCCACAAUCGCCCAUGACGCCCCUCUCCGAUGCGAGGGAUUCUCCAACCGCCCCGCUCUGCAGUCACAGCGCCUUCAGUAAAGUCAACAAGGAGUCAUCUGAAGAGGAAUCAUUUGUUGUGGGUAAAUAUCAAACCUCCAUGUGUCCCAUAUGUCUUGAAUCAUUCACACAUGAGAACCCCGCCGUGGUGGUGGGUUGUGGUCACAGUUUCCACCUGCAAUGUGUUGAGGAUUGGCGGCAGCGUUCCCCCAUUUGUCCCGUGUGUAUGAUUGUGUUACGUGGUGAUGGAUUACCAAUGCAUACGGGGAGACAAUCCCAGCGUCCCUCUGAAGUGUCACCUUCGCAACGGAAGGGUCGUGCAACAACAUCAACAAUGACAUCAGCAUCAUCAGGAACAACAUUUAUGGUAACGGCAGGUGGAGUUCAUGGUCGUGUGUUGGACACGAAACCUCCUUCGGUAGUCAACGCUUCAGCAGGAGUGGAGGGAUCUGGAAGUGUUGUGGAUGUUGGUAAUGUUUCGUUUUUGUCGCGGGUGCGGCGUUGCAUGAAAUUCUGUUGCACAUGUGAAGAUGAUUUGUGA